Molecule: messenger RNA, 1883 nt
Organism: Thalassophryne amazonica
Lineage: Eukaryota; Metazoa; Chordata; Actinopteri; Batrachoidiformes; Batrachoididae
Product: atlastin-2-like
Exons: 13
Coding region: 40-1770 (576 amino acids)
Biological process (GO): protein homooligomerization; endoplasmic reticulum organization
Molecular function (GO): GTP binding; GTPase activity
Source: RefSeq, a predicted model, not a curated record
CUCCCGCUCGGUGACGUCACAACGUCCCCUCCAGGAAAGAUGGCGGCGGAGGAGAGCAGGUCGAAACGGCGGCAUCACAAAAGCAUCUUCACGGAAGGUGUCUGGGGGUUUAGAAGAUACGCGUCUGAGAUGAAGCAGGCAGAGGAGAAUGACGACGAAGACCUGCUGGAAGAGGAAGAUGAGGAGGAUGUGGGCGUGGCCAGGCCGGUGCAGAUAGUGGUGGCGGACGAGGACGAGCACUCCUUCUGGCUGCAGGAGGAGGUGCUAGAGCGGCUGCUGCUGCAGAAGGAGGUGCAGGAUCUCCAUGUGGUGGUCGUCUCUGUGGCCGGAGCCUUCCGCAAAGGAAAGUCCUUCCUGCUGGACUUCAUGCUGCGCUACAUGUACAACCAGUCAUCCCUGUCAUGGAUCGGAGGAGAGGACCAGCCUCUGACCGGGUUCACGUGGCGAGGUGGCUGUGAGAGGGAGACUACGGGCAUCCAGGCCUGGAACCAGGUGUUUGUGGUGGAGAAACCAGAUGGCUGUAAGGUUGCACUUCUCCUAAUUGACACACAGGGGGCGUUUGACAGUCAGUCAACCAUCAAAGACUGCGCCACGCUGUUCGCCCUGAGCACCAUGACGAGCUCUGUGCAGGUGUACAACUUGUCCCAGAACGUCCAGGAAGACGACCUCCAGCACCUCCAGCUCUUCACGGAGUAUGGACGACUCGCUAUGGAGGAAGUCUUCAAGAAACCUUUUCAGACGCUGAUGUUCCUGAUCAGAGACUGGAGUUACCCGUAUGAACAUCCGUACGGCCUGGAGGGCGGGCGGAGCUUCCUGGACAAACGGCUGCUGGUGAAGCAGAAUCAACAUGAAGAACUGCAGAAUGUCAGGAAACACAUCCACUCCUGCUUCUCCAAUAUCAGGUGCUUCCUGCUGCCUCACCCCGGCCUGAAGGUGGCGACCAACCCUCACUUUGACGGCCGGCUCAGAGAUAUCGACGAGGACUUCAAGAAGGAGCUCGCAAACCUCAUCCCGGCGCUCUUGUCUCCAGAGAAUCUGGUGGAAAAGGAGAUCGGAGGAGUUAAAAUCACCUGCAAAGACCUCCUUCACUACUUCAAGGCGUACAUGAAGAUCUAUCAAGGGGAGGAGCUUCCUCACCCCAAGUCCAUGCUGCAGGCAACAGCUGAAGCCAAUAACCUUGCAGCUGUAGCCGGCGCUAAAGACGCGUACAUCAAAAGUAUGGAGCAGAUCUGUGGCGGAGACCGGCCGUACCUUUCCCCAGCAGAACUGGAGCGCCACCACGCUGAACUCCGCCAGGCGUCAGUGCGACACUUCCGAACCAUCAAGAAGAUGGGCGGUGAGCACUUCUGCCACCGCUACCAGGAGCAGCUGGAGGCGGAGCUGGACGAAGCCUAUGCCAACUUCAGCAAGCACAACGCUGGCAAAAACAUAUUCUACGCCGCACGCACGCCGGCCACCCUGUUUGCCGUCAUGUUCACCAUGUACGUGGUCUCUCUGGUGACGGGCUUUGUUGGCAUCAGCUUGGUGGCCACACUGUGUAACCUGGUGAUGGGCGUGACUCUGACAGUGCUCUGCGUCUGGACCUACGCCAAGUACUCUGGGAAGUUUCGUGAGGUGGGCGGAGUCAUCGACCAGGUGGCUGAAACGCUGUGGGAGCAGGUGUUUUCCAAACUCUUCGAGGUCACUCGAAGUCAAAUCCCGCUGAGAGGCCUCCUCCUCACACCACGAUCCAGGCUGGCCUCAAACAAUAACGUCAAGAAGAAGAAGUAGCAGUGGACCUUCCUGGUUCUGCCGCCGUCACGGCGCUGACUGUUCAGACGUACGGAUCGCCUUCUGUUCCAGUCAGACUGACUGCAGGAAGCACUUUAUUCUCUAUAAAAUAG